UUUUACUGCAUCAGGAAAAAAUGCCUUUGGGUCUCUUGCUUAUUCAACAUUUUUCGAGCUUGUGUGAUACUGACAACUACAAUUACAACAUAAACAUCGUCAUUUAAAGUAGUUCCUUAUGUGAAAUUGGUGGCCGAUGGUGACAAAGUGUAUUGACUGAGGCAUUUCACCAUCAUAAUGCAGCAUAUUUAUGGGUGCUUAGCAAGAGUGAGAACUCGACUUUUUUCUACUAGUCUGCCUCGAUCCUGUCUUGAUUCUUCAGAUAAACCGACAGUUUUGGAUAGACGUCGCAGUACAAUACCUCCUCAGGCAAGGAUACGCUACAUCGCAGAGAUGCUGGAUCUACCGGAGAGUUACAUUGCCAGUAAGACCGUAUUCAAGCGACCACUUGUUGUGAAAAAAAUCCGAUAUCUACUGAGCAUUGGAUGCUCCCAACAACAGCUGAGAUCAGGCCGUUUUACAUACUUGAAGUUCAGCACUGAAAGAAUUAAAGAAUUAACUAAGCCAACUGCAGAUUCUGAUGGAAAACCAAAUUUUGAAAAUAUUCUCGGUGAUAAUUUUGAGACGUGCCUUAACAGAGGUAAGAAUGAUAUGAGGGAGGAUGUCGCAAGGCUGCUUAAUGUGCAAGAGAGUGACUUAACUAGUGUUCAUUUCAAAAGUAUUAAAGCCAAAACAUUAUUGCCCAAGAUCAAACUUCUGCUUUCACAUGGUAUUGAAGCUUCUGAAAUAUUCAAGGCACCAUAUGUAUUGAGACACUCAAACAAGAACCUGCUAAAAGCUUGUGAGACUCUUAAAAAACAAGGAGUUGAAAAACUGAAAAUAUCUGAGAUCUCCAUGGAGAUACAGAAGAAACCCGAAUCAUUGCCUGAGAUCACUUCAAAACUAUCGGCACUACUUGGCAUUUCAACAAAAAAACUUGAGCCAUUUGUAUCAAAUAUAAUUUGUAGCCCCAAAGCUAUGGUCCCCAAGGUGGAGUAUCUCAUCAAAGAAGGAUUUGAUUGUUAUGAUAUCACUGAACACAUGGCACGAUUAUCAAUGAUUCAGCUCCCUAGUAUAGCAGAAGCUGUAUCCAGCCUCCAGUCCAUCAAGGGAAAAGAUCUAUAUAUACAUGAUGUGAUACAUUAUGCAAGUUCAAAUUUAAAAGGGAGAUUGAACCUCCACGAGUAUGAUUUAACUGCUAAAAAACUGGCAAAAAUGUUGAAUAUUCCAAGUGACAAACUCAAGAUGAAGUUCUUCCCAAGGAGAAUCCAUCAGACCACUUUGGAACUCAGAGACAAAAUGGAACUUCUUGAAAAGUCUGGAUUCACUAUUGAUGCUAUGAGAAAAUGUCCACUGGUAUUGUUACAUGAUUCACAUAUCUUGGAAAAAUAUCUGGAAGAAUUGCCAUCCGUUCCUGAGCUUCAACCAUAUGAGAAAUGGAUGAAAGACCAGGGUAAACUGAUCCACGCUUUGGAAUAUAUCAUCGAGAAGGAUUUAUGAUUUUAUGUUGGUCAGGCGGAUUUAAUAACAAAAAAACAUGUCCAUAUUUGUACCGUAAAUAACUUGCUUUGUCAAUUAAUUCAAAUGCACAAAGAGGUACAAAGUACACAAUUUUAAUGACUGUGAUUUUGAUGAAUUGCAAGGGGUCUUCUAAAUCAACUCAAUAGGCAUAUUGUACAUUUUGAAUUAGUUAAGCUCCUCUAAAUUGUACUGUACAUGGUUGCCAUCUAUCUCCGAGUUCAUAUUGUUCCAUGGGUGAAGAGAUCAUUUUCUUCAGCCAUUGAGCAGAUUGAAAGUGUCACCUGUGCACCAAUGUUAGAAGACAAGGCUAUCUUACUGUCUCACCCUGAGACAACCAUCUAGAAUACUUUUCUCUUACUAAGAUUGAUUGUCUAGUAAAACAUUUACUGAAACCAUACAGUGAAACCUGUAAAGUGG
Molecule: messenger RNA, 1917 nt
Organism: Owenia fusiformis
Lineage: Eukaryota; Metazoa; Annelida; Polychaeta; Sabellida; Oweniidae
Source: the annotation of a GenBank genome assembly